Messenger RNA from Momordica charantia (bitter melon), 1343 nucleotides. RefSeq names its product HCP-like superfamily protein with MYND-type zinc finger. Gene Ontology annotation, molecular function: protein binding. Lineage: Eukaryota; Viridiplantae; Streptophyta; Magnoliopsida; Cucurbitales; Cucurbitaceae. The record is from RefSeq and is a predicted model, not a curated record.
AUCCGUUUCGCCCCUUCACUACAGACUCGCUACGACAAACAAUCCAAUUUUGGAUUCGUUCGUCCUCCAUAAUCGAAUCUCAAUUCUUUGAAGUCCUUUCCAUGGCGAUUUCCAUUUCAAGAUAAAACCAGACGAAGAGCAGCGCUCUCUCUGUUCAUGCCGGAAGAAUGUUGUGCAAUAAAAGGAGGAAAACAACGACGGCGGCCAGUCCCGGCGCCGGAAUUUCUGAUCUCUUCGACGGUUUGCCGGACGAUCUAGUCGUCGUCGUCCUCGGCAAGCUUACCUCCACCGCUUCUUCUCCUUCCGACCUCGUCAACGUUAUGAUAACUUGUAGAAGGUUCAAUCGCUUGGCUCUGCAUCCGCUGGUGCUUUCGAAAGCUGGACCUAAAGCAUUUGAUUUCAGAAUCGAAUAUUGGUCCGAAUCGACUCAUAGAUUUCUCAGACAGUGCGUCGUCGCCGGGAGCGUCGAAGCCUGCUACACUCUCGGAAUGAUCGAGUUUUAUUGUUUGAAGAACAGAGGAAGUGGAGCUUCGCUAAUGGCGAAGGCCGCGAUUAAAUCUCAUCCGUUGGCGCUUUACUCGCUCGCCAUCGUACAAUUUAACGGAAGCGGUGGCUCAAAGAGCGACAAGAAUCUUCGUGCCGGCGUGGCUCUGUGCGGGCGAGCCGCUUAUCUCGGCCAUAUCGACGCGCUUCGUGAGCUCGGCCACUGCCUUCAAGACGGUUACGGCGUGGCCCAAAACGCAGCCGAGGGGCGUCGUCUCCUAAUCGAAGCCAACGCGCGUGAACUCGCGUCCAUUUCAAACUCUUCCAUCCGGCGACCUACCUGCGCCGGAGACCACCCAUCCGCGUCCGGCUGUAACAUUCCGGCGCCGGAGGCACACCCGGCGAACCAAUUUUUAAGGGAUUGGUUCGCGUCGGGCCGUGGGGUCGUCGCUCAGGGGCUAAGGCUCUGUUCGAACGGUGGUUGUGGAAGACCCGAGACUCGGCUCCAUGAAUUCCGGCGGUGUUCCGUCUGCGGUAACGUAAACUAUUGCUCUCGAGGGUGUCAAGCUCUGGACUGGAAACUGCGGCACAAGACCGAAUGUGCGCCGUUCGAUCGGUGGCUGAUCGAGGACGACGAUCUGGAGGCCGAUGACGGCGGCGAAAACAGAAUAGAGCAGUUCGGAGAUGGUGAGAAUGUGGAAUCUGAAUGAUAUUUGAUGAUUGAAAGCCAACCUUUCUUUUGCUUGACAUCAAUUUAUUCAUUAUUUUUAUCAAAAAUUUUUCUUUUUGGUAAUUUCUCGAACAUAAAAUUGGAAUCUCGAGGUUUUUUUUUUUGUCUGUACAGUGUUUUUUGUUUUCUA